Dreissena polymorpha is the source of this 3325-nucleotide messenger RNA. Its product is annotated as sperm-associated antigen 7 homolog. The record is from RefSeq and is a predicted model, not a curated record. The coding region runs from base 70 to 810 and encodes 246 amino acids. Gene Ontology annotation, molecular function: nucleic acid binding. NCBI's taxonomy places the organism in Eukaryota, Metazoa, Mollusca, Bivalvia, Myida, Dreissenidae. The transcript has 7 exons.
CAUAGCAAGCGUUUGAUCAUCAAAAACAUUUCGGGCACUUCGAGAAACUCAAGUAAUUGUUGAAGCACAAUGGAUCUCUUAGGAUCUAUAAUGGGAUCCAUGGAAAAGCCUCCUUCCAUAAGUGAGUCCGACAAAAAGAAGAUAAAAGCACAAAAAGCUUUAUUGGAGAAGCAGCAAGACUUGGAACGUAGAAAGCUGGAAGACUUUCGUGUGAAGAUUCAGUCAAAGAUAAGUGCAUUUAUAAAAGAUGGAAAACAAGAGAAGCUCAAGUUUGAACCAAUGGAAACGACUUACAGAGCAAUCGUACAUGAUAUAGCAGAUAUUGCCAGUCUCACUUCAUUCUCAUUCGGCCUGGAAGAGCAGGACAGAUAUGUGAUGAUAUGGAAGAAGGAGUUUGCGCCAUCUGAUGAAGAGCUGCUGGCCUACAGAAGGGAUGAGGAGUGGGACCCAGUGAAGGCUAAACAGAUGGCAGAAUUGAGAGCUCAGGAGAGACUUGCGGAGGACAGUAGACCCGGGAAGAGGAAGGUCGUGCCAGCGUCCAACUAUCACGACAAGUAUCGCCACCUGAUAGGUGACACUGCAGCUAAGGAGGCAGCGCAGUCCACCGUCACCAACAGGACAUACGGCUUCGUGUCAUCUGAAAACAAGCGAGACCAGAGAACGAUAGAGCAAGUGUUGGCCGAUGCAAGGGCAAAGAAAAAACAGAAGACAGAACAUGUGAGACAUCCCUCAGACUCACAAGAUGAGGGCCUUAAUUCACAGUCACAGACCGAUCAACCCACACUACAAACAAGGGCAGAUAACUUAUAGCCCUUGUCACUUGUUUUUAAAACUUUUUAUGUUUAAAGUCAAUGUGUAUAAUUUGUGAGGCAAUUGUCCCAUGAAGAGUCCACAAAAAAGGCUCAAAAGUUGAUGGUCAAGUGUUUUUAAGUUGUUGUUUUUAAUGUUCAUGAACUAAAUCAAAUUUUACAGAAGAAAUGAUACGGUAUAAAGGACAAACUGCCUUGCAGCCUGAAAGGUAGCUCCCCUCUGGGAAAGGGGCUUGAAUGCUUGUGCGUUAAGUGUUGUCCUAGAUUAGCCUGUGCAGCCCACACAGGCUAAUCAUUGAGGACACUUUCCUUCUUAAUUGGAUUUUUGCAAAAAAGAGACUUAAAUUAAAACAAAAAGUAUACAAAAAACCAAAUGUGUUGUUUAUUAUAUAUUCUCUUCAAACCAUAUUUACUUUACUACAAUUCCAAACAUGUUAGAUUUGUGAUACUGGCCUUUGUCUUUCGAAUGUUUUUGUGUUAUUUGUGUUGCACUGCUUGUUUUCCUCCGCCAUCGACGGAGGGAUAUUGUUUUGGCGAUGUCCGUCUGUCUUUCGGUCCGUCUUUCCGUCCGUCCGUCCGGAGCCAUAUCUUGGAAGUUCUUUGGCGGAUUUCAUUGAAACUUGGUAUGAGUAUAUAUAUGGAUGAGAGAUGAUGCACGCCAAAUAGCGUUGUACACCAUCUUGUAAUAACGGAGUUAUGGCCCUUUGUAUCUUGAAAAAAUGCUUUUUUGAGUGUCAAAUAUAACACUUUUGUGUCCAGAAGCAUAUUUGCGGGGAAUAUCAAUUAAACAAAUUUGCUUGUUUAAUAUAGCUACCAGAUACUUACUUAUUUUGUAAUUAAUUCAUUUUUAUAUUAGUGUAUCUUAAUUUAGACUGAUAUAAAUACACGUAUUUCUGCAUUAAAGUGAGUUGAAAUGCAUUAAAGGGUAUACACUUAAAUACUAUAAAUGUUAUGGUGUAAUCUUUUUAAUUAAACUGAUGAACAGUUUUAACAAGGAAAACGGGUAGUGAAUAUAUAAGAAUCAAUGCAGUCAUUUCAUCUGAAAUUAUUAUAGUGACAUAUAUCAGGUUAAUGUUUGAGAUCUCUACCAUUAUUCUUGUUGUUAUUGAGUUAUUAAAUAGUUGAACUAUUUUUAUGCCCCCCUUUGAAGAAGAGGGGGUAUAUUGUUUUGCACAUGUCGGUCUGUCGGUCAGUCCGUUCACCAAAUGGUUUCCGGAUGAUACCUCAAGAAGGCUUAGGCCUGGGAUCAGGAAAGUUCAUAGGUAAAUUGGUCAUGACUGGCAGAUGACACCUAUUCAUUUUCAGGUCACUAGUUCAAAGGUCAAGGUAGCAGUGAUUUGAAACAGUAAAAUGGUUUCCAGAUGAUAACUCAAGAACGCUUAAGCCUGAGAUCAGGAAAGUUCAUAGGGACAUUGGUCAUGACUGAUAGAUGACCCCUAUUGAUUUUCAGUACUCUAAGUCAAAGAUCAAGGUCACAGUUACUUGAAACAGUAAAAUGGUAUCCGGAUGAUAUCUCACGAAUGCUUAGGGUAAGGAUCAGGAAAGUUCAUGGGGGCAUCAGCAACUCCAUGAGUCACGCGAGCAAUUCUUUUUUAAAUUGCCAACCAUACUCUAACGUAUUCACACAAUGGCUGCCACUAAAACUGACAGCCCAUUUAGGGGGCAUGCAUGUUUUAAAAACAGCACUUGUUAAGGAAUUGUAUUUUAUAUAGACGUCUACAGACUUACUUAAAUAUUUGUUAUGCAUUUUUAAGCUCAUCAUUGUGUACAAUGUGCUAAAUAAGUUAAAAAUUAUUAAAUAGUGUUGUACUCAAGGUGCACUCAUAAGUUUAAAAGUUUGUUCACUAGAUAUCUAGGUGAUGGUUAAUACAUUUCAUUGCAGAGAUUGUGAAUUUUGAUACUAAUUUAAUAGCUGCUUUUUGUUCACAAAUGAACUGCCAAUUUACUGCAAUUAAAUACAAUAGAAGAUGUGAAGGCGCUUUUUAAAAAAUGGUGGCGGGUUUCUGCCUCCUCAUUCUUACAUUGUAGUGAGUUGAAGAAGGCUGCUAACACGCCAUCAUGUGAGAACAACAAAUGCAUUAUGUGGAGCAACAAAAUCUCUGAAGGCAUAGAGAAUUUACUAUUUCAUAUGGUGGUCCUAAAACAAAGUUGCAAUGGGUGUUACUUGUUUCCCUUUUAUGUAUAAAGUGAAAGCUUAGACAAACUCCCCUGAAACCGCAAGGCACAUGGGUUUGGUAUUUGACAUGUAGCAUUAUUUGGUGGUCCUCUACCAAGUCUCUUGUUCAAAUUUUGCCUCAUGGGCCAAAAAUGGGCCACGCUCUAGCGGUUACAUGUUUAGCUUUUAUGUACACAGUUAAAAUAAUCUUUUCUCAUUAGGAUCAGAAUUUUCGUAGAAGCUUUAUAUUUUAUUUAAGUGACAUAUAGUACAUACAUAUAAUAAUUAUUAUAUACAAUUUCAAAUCAAACUAAAAUAAUGAAAUGUUUAGAAUAUUGAAUCAAGAAAUAUUUUAUAUCAA